AUGGAACGUUUUUGGACCUGCGAGGAAGUGGGAUUUUCCAACAACUACUAUCCAGAGGAAGCACGCUGCGAGGAGCAGUAUGCACGCACAGUUCAAAGGGAAGCAGGCGGUCGUUACAUUGUGACACUUCCCAAGGAUGAGGAUAUUCUAUCACAACUCGGGGAAUCUAAGGACAUUGCGUUUAGACGUCUGCAAGGACUGGAACGCAGGCUCUCAAGGGACGAGAACCUAUCGAAACAGUACAAGGCCUGCAUGACGGAAUAUUUGAAACUAGGUCACAUGCGGAAGGUGGAGGAUGAUGCUCUGAACGGGAGUAAGCGGUGCUACUUACCACAUCAUCCAGUUGUGAAGGAGGCCAGCACAACUACAAAGGUGAGGGUUGUCAUCGACGCCUCGUGCAAAACUUCGAGAGGGAUCUCCCUCAACAAUACACUACUGGUCGGGCCAGUCAUCCAGCAAGAUCUCCGUACAAUAGUUCUCUGCAGUCGUACCCGUCAGGUGAUGCUGGUAGCGGAUGCGGAAAAAAUGUAUCAGCAGAUUAAUAUGAACCCAACGGAUAUUCCACCGCAAAGUACUUUAUGGCGGUUCGAGACAGACGAAGAAGUUGAAACGUACGAGCUUACGACGGUGACGUAUGGAACGAAACCGGCACCCUUUUUGGCAACUCGUACGAUCAAGCAACUAGCUGUAGACGAGCGGAAAAGGUACCCCCUUGCAGUAAAGGCUGUAGAUGAGGAUAUCUACAUGAAUGAUGUUAUCUCUGGCGCAGAUGACAUUGAAACAGCAGUGGAACUACAAAAACAAUUAAACGCCAUGAUGGCAAGUGGCGGGUUCAAGCUAAGGAAAUGGGCGUCUAAUUGCUCAGCAGCUUUGGAUGGCAUACCGCGAGACAAUCUAGCGCUUCCGACCACGGAGGAAGUUAAUUAG
Ochlerotatus camptorhynchus is the source of this 927-nucleotide messenger RNA. RefSeq lists its product as uncharacterized. Bases 1 to 927 code for a protein of 308 amino acids. The record is from RefSeq and is a predicted model, not a curated record. The transcript has a single exon. NCBI's taxonomy places the organism in Eukaryota, Metazoa, Arthropoda, Insecta, Diptera, Culicidae.